AGACGUGCGCUCUCGCUCCCUUUCUUGUGUGCGACUGUUAGCUGUCUUGUUACUAAGAGUGUGUGAUCAGUGCAAUGACUGACGAGUCAAGAUAAGCCUUAGCAGAACGAUGGUGGUGUGGUGGGUGGUGGGCGCCUGGAUCCUGGAAGUGGCGCGGGCGUUCUGUCCUCCCGGCUGCUCGUGCAACGACACCGCCCCGAGCGCCCGCUGCGUGGGCGGGGGCAUCAACGUGAUCCCCAUCCUGUUCAACCCUGGCCUGCGGCGCCUCAACCUCGCCCACAACUCGAUCAAGUCGCUCGACCAGACCCUCGUCUUCCUGGACAAGCUCGAAGAGCUGGACCUGUCGCACAACCUGCUCACGUCCAUCGACACGGGCAACUUCGAGGUGCAGAGCCGCCUCCGGGAGCUCAGCCUCGCAAACAACAACUUCACGGCGCUGUCCCCGGGCGCCUUCAGCGGCCUGGCGGCGCUCAACCUGCUGGACCUGAGCCACAACGGCCUCUCGGAGCUCCCCGUGCGCGUGCUCGACGACCUCCCCCAUCUUACGGUCCUCAAUCUCGGCCACAACCGCCUCCACAUGCUCUCUCAGAGGACCUUCAGAGGCCUCCACAGCCUCCUUGUCCUCGACCUCUGUGAUAACUACUUCCGCGACGUCCCGACGGCAGCCCUCGAGGACCUCCUCACCCUCCAAAAGCUCCACCUCUGUCGGAACCGCCUCACGCGGCUCGAGGCCAACUCCUUUCCGACGGACACUUUGGUCGAGCUCUCGCUGGAGACGAACAGCAUCGACUCCAUCGAGGAAACGGCCUUCGCCCGUCUCCGACAGCUGCGGACACUGGACCUCGCGUGCAACCUCCUGCCCGACGUCCCGACAGACGCCCUGGCCUCGCUAAUAGCCCUGGAGGCCCUGUACCUCAGCAAAAACAAGCUGCGCGCCAUCCAAUCCGACGCCUUCAGAGGGCUCGGCCGCCUGAAGACCCUUGACAUCUCGCGCAACCCGCAGCUGUCGAGCAUACACGGCGACGCGCUGCGGGAGUGCGUGAGUCUGCAGAGCCUCACGAUAUCCAACAGCCCCGGCCUGCGGCGUCUGCCCGAGGGCUUCCUCUCCUCGCUGCUCGCCCUCCACAACCUCGACCUCAGAGCCAACGGCCUCGAGGGGCUGCCCGAGACGGACUUCGACUGGGGCUCCUUGAAAACGCUGGACCUCCGGGACAACCCUCUCGUAUGCAACUGCUCGCUGCAAUGGCUGGCCUACGCGGUGAGCGCAACCAACAGUUCCUUGGCCGCGCCCGACCUGCAGUGCGCCAACCCAGAAAAACUGCGCGGUCUCUACCUGUCCAGACUGGUCCCGACCGAACAGCUGUGCGGAGAGAGCGUUCAGGUUGUGGUCGCCAUCUUGGUUGUGAGCGGGACGGUUGUGCUUGGCCUCAUGCUGGCGCUUCUCCUCUGCAGGAAAGUCUGA
Molecule: messenger RNA, 1462 nt
Organism: Penaeus chinensis
Lineage: Eukaryota; Metazoa; Arthropoda; Malacostraca; Decapoda; Penaeidae
Product: protein slit-like
Exons: 4
Coding region: 110-1462 (450 amino acids)
Molecular function (GO): protein binding
Source: RefSeq, a predicted model, not a curated record